Dissoconium aciculare CBS 342.82 is the source of this 426-nucleotide messenger RNA. RefSeq lists its product as uncharacterized. Lineage: Eukaryota; Fungi; Ascomycota; Dothideomycetes; Mycosphaerellales; Dissoconiaceae. The coding region runs from base 1 to 426 and encodes 141 amino acids. The record is from RefSeq and is a predicted model, not a curated record. The transcript has 3 exons.
AUGGCUGGUGACCCGCUCAAGCUCUGUAGCGAGUCUGAUCUGCGUCGAUUUGCGCUGUGCUUCAUUAAUUGUGAUAGCCCGACGCAGGUCGACUGGGAGACGGCCUCUAAGCAAUUCAAUCCUGAAACACAAAUAGCCUCCUUCAAAACAGUAACCUCGAAAGCGCUCAACAGGGUCAUAGCGGGUCUCACAGGGUCUCCCGAGGCGAAUGGCGUCUCAUCAGCCGGGGGCAAGAAAAUGAUACAAGGGAGUAAGCGAAAGGCCGGGUCGCAGGCCGCCGGGUCCACUGUCAAGCGCAAAACUACGACCAUGUCCAAGAACACAUCAAAAGCAAAAGGCGAUGUUGGCGAACGGCUCUCAGAUGAUGAGGCUCUGGAUGCAACUGCCAAUGAUCAAAGUGUCAAGACGGAGGUUCACGACGAGUGA